UGGCAUUGGCAGGCAGGGGCACGACGUCGUGGGGGCCCCCGGGCGCAUAGAAAAACCCGAGGAAAUGGCAGACUGGCAGCGAGAAGCACGUCCGAGACCAGGCAGGCAGGCAGGCGAUUCAGCGUGGGGUGGGGGUGGCCAGGGGAGACGAACCCUGCCUGGAUGGCUGCAGGAUCCCUCCCUCUCUCCGCGCUUCCUGCAUAAUAUAUUCGCCCACCAUCGCCACAACUUGCACGGGGGCCGAUGACUAAUUUGCGCCAGAUGCACUGCAUCGGUGCCUCCAACGUCUCCAAACCUCUCUGUCGCCUCUCUCUUCUGCUUGUCUGCGUCUGCGUCUGCGUCUCCAUCUCUAUCGUCGCUGCGUGUAUCAGGUUGACGACCACCAGCUAGCCGCCGCAGCAUCGGUUCGGUUCCUCAUACGAACCAGCUAAAACUGGCAUGGACAUGCUAUGCCGCGUCAAUCGAUCUCACCAGUGCUAAUAGCAAGAUCUGGCCUGAUUCGGCGAUCCAGCAGUCAGAGUUCAUGAGAUCGAGUGCUUCAGCUCCAAGACUGCAGGCUACCUAGCUGUGUGCACUGUGCACUGCAUGCGUGCCUUGGACUUGAAGACGGCACACGCAAAGUGCAAGGCAUCGACUGAACCGAGCGCUCCGAUCCGACCCUUCUCAUGGUUCUUCUUGAGCCCCAGAAACGAUGAGCACCGGCCGGCCGGAGGACAUCCAGCAGCUAAUCAACAGUGCCACUAGUAGCCCCAACCGCACUAGUCCAUCCGCCUCGCCCAGCGACAUGGAGAGCGGCGGCGGAAGCGCGUCCUCGCCGCGCGCUUCGACGUCCGACCGGCGCCUGCAGAGGGCCGCCCACAGUCACAGGGAGGAGUGGGAGCCUGCUGCUGCUGCUAGCGGCGAUGGCGGCACGGGUAGCCUCUGGUCCAGGUACUUCUCGCUCCCGGUCCUCCUGCUCGUCGGCGUCACCGCGUCGCUGGUGAUCCUCCCGCUCGUGCUCCCCCCGCUACCGCCGCCGCCGUCGAUGCUGAUGCUGGUCCCGGUGGCAAUGCUGGUCUUGCUGCUCGUGCUGGCGUUCAUGCCGACGUCGAGCGUCCGCGCUGGGACGGGGACGGGGCCGACCUACAUGUAGAUAAUCACAUUGUUUUUUUUUUCUUUUCUUUUGUCCUUUCGUUUGAAUUUUGUGAUAGAGAGAGGUCAUGGGAUGGAUCAAUUGGUCCUCAGCUUCAGCUUUUCUCAAUCGUACAAUGUCUCUCUGUUCGGCUAAUUAAUUUGCUUAGUUAUAGCCGAGAGUACAGUAUAUAUAUGCUUAUACUAGUCACAGCACAGUAAGGGGGUGUUUAGUUCAAAAAAAAUGCAAAAUAUAAAAUACCAACUAUUUUGGAAUGGUGGAAUGCAAAAUGCUAAAAUUUUUAGGGUCAUGUUUAGUUUCAUCCAAAAUGCAGAAUUUUUGCCUCAUAAAAGCCUCUUGAGGAUCAUUUUGGAUUCUUUUGCCUCUUGAGGCCAAAAAUCCAAAAUGAAGAAUAACCAUAUUUUUGUCAAAAAUUUUGUAUGGUGUUUAGUUCCAUUUUGCAAAAUGGUGGAUCAAAACCUAAAAUUUUUUGGGAAAAAAGAGGAACUAAACACCCCCUAAGUUCAGAGAACGUUAAAUUAUUUAAACUUUUUAUUUGUUCAAGUUCUCAAAUUUCCCAAAUAAACCAGUAUUUCUUACUUUUUGAGAAGUCGAACUUUUUUAAUAUCAAUAUUUGUAUCUCUAAAUAAGUUUAUUAUAAAACUAUACUCACGAUCAAUAUAAUGAUGUUUAUUAUACAUCAUACAUAUUAGUAUAUAUUUUUGUUAAAUUUUAAAAGUUUGACUCCUCCGAAGUGAGAUGUGUAUUUAUUUUAGGAUAGGGGAGUAUACUAAGUACUGGCUAGAUAUAACACACAACAUUUGGUUAACAAACUACAUUAUUACAGAUUCUUUUGCUGGGCGGGUCUACAAAUUCAGACUGUUACAUGUAUAUAUUUCCGAGGCCAUAUAUCAAUUUCCAGGUGGUAAUCCGUGUGAAUGGUGUGAUAUAUAGGCGACCGAAUAUUACCAGCUCACCAUGACGAGAACGCGUCACAAUAUCAAAGCGAUACUUUCCUGAUGAUAAAUAAUAUAUAUAUUGUAUUUUCUUUUUCAAAGACAUUACACGUGCAGACCUUUUGUAAGAGGAUGUUUUUGGAAUGACAAAUUUUUUGCCUCUAA
This is a messenger RNA of Sorghum bicolor (sorghum), 2232 nucleotides long. RefSeq names its product protein AUXIN-REGULATED GENE INVOLVED IN ORGAN SIZE. The transcript is spliced from 2 exons. The coding region runs from base 692 to 1132 and encodes 146 amino acids. The record is from RefSeq and is a predicted model, not a curated record. Lineage: Eukaryota; Viridiplantae; Streptophyta; Magnoliopsida; Poales; Poaceae. Gene Ontology annotation, biological process: positive regulation of organ growth.